AUGCCGGCCGUUCUGGGAAGUUCUCCAGCCGCUAGGUGGCUGUUUCCACGCCAAUUGCAGCUCGAAGAUUACACGGAUGAUGAGCUCAGACGAAUAUUCGUUAGAAUGGUCGCUGAAAACUCGUUCAAAAUGGAACAAGGACCUCUGGGACCAUUUCCGCGCAUAUUGGCGCAGCGUGUAGGCCGUGGCCGUGAGGAAACUGGAUUCGGAAACGUACACGAACUUCGUCUGUCAUAUGGAAAAAUACUUGAGCGGCACUCUGCCCGCAUUCGACAGAGGUUAUCAGAGAUUGAGGACUCGUGGACUGAGCCUCUGCCAGACGAAAACUUAUUGACUGGGCAGGACAUCAUUGGGCCUGAGCCUGAGGACGUCCGAACGAAGAGCAAGGCAUGGAAAGAGCUUCAAAAGAUGGCGGGGCUGGAAGAUAUCAAGACUGCAGUCAACCAGCUCCUCAGCCGGUCAAAAAUCAACUAUCAAAGGGAGAUUAACGGCAUGAAGCUACUCAAGACAUCUUUGAACAGGAUUUUCAUUGGACCUCCUGGCACAGGAAAGACAACUGUGGCCAAGCUAUACGGUCAAAUCCUGGCCGACAUUGGGUUGGUCUCAAGCCGAAAGGUCAUCUACAAGACCCCUGGCGACUUCAUCGGCCAAUACAUCGGUGAAUCAGAGACCAAGACCAGCGCCAUUCUUGAUUCGACCAAAGGUAAGAUUUUGAUCAUAGACGACGCGCAUAUGUUUUACCAUGGCGCCGAGCUCGGAUCAGACGAAUCUGAUGAGUUCCGACUGGCUUGUAUCGACAUUCUCGUCUCCAAGAUCCACAACAAGCCGGGUGAAGAUCGUUGCGUGAUCCUCGUCGGAUACCCAGAUAGGAUGGAGAAUAUGCUCCAAAAGUGCAAUCCAGGUUUGAGACGUCGGUUUCCUCUCGAGGAAGCUUUCCGGUUCGAUGAUUAUGAUGACAACCGGCUCCAAGAGAUUCUCAACCUCAAGAUGGAGGAAGACGGAAUCAGGGCCUCACCAGAAGCCAUGAAGGUUGUGUCAGAACUCCUGCGCCGGGCAAGAGACAGACCAAACUUCGGUAAUGGUGGCGAUGUCGUCAACUUUUUGAACCAGGCCAAGGUCAGGCACAGGGAGAGGAUGUCGAAGAUAACGGAUGUUGAGAUGAUGGAUAUUGUGCUUCAGCCUGAGGAUUUCGAUCCCAAAUAUAACCGAGGCGCCACAGCCGCUGAAAGAUGCCGGGCGCUCUUUGACGGACUUAUUGGAUUUGAAGACACUAUCCAGCGCUUCGAGACCUACCAGCGCAUUGCUGAGAACCUGAGACUCAACAAUAAGGAUCCUAGAAACAUCAUCCCGUUCACGUACAUCUUCAAGGGUCCUCCGGGCACUGGAAAAACGCACACUGCUCGCAUCAUUGGCCAAAUCUUUUAUGACAUGGGAUUUCUCUCCACCAAUGAAGUGAUUGAGUGCUCCGCAACCCACCUUAUAGGAAAGUAUGUCGGCCACACUGGUCCAAAGGUGGUUGAACUGUUUGAACGGUCAUUGGGAAAAGUCUUGUUCAUCGACGAGGCGUAUCGCCUGGCAUCUGGUGGCCGAAAUAGCUUUACAAAUGAGGCAGUUGGAGAGAUUGUCGAUUGCAUGACCAAGCCACGCUAUUACCGUAAAAUGGUCAUUGUCAUGGCCGGAUAUACGCAGGACAUGGACCAUCUCAUGAAGGUCAAUGCCGGACUACGGGGCCGCUUCGCCACGGAGAUAAUGUUCACUCCCAUGAGCCCGGAGUCUGCCUUGCAGCAUCUCUGCAAUCUGAUAGCCAAGCAAGACAUCGAGCUUCUGGAAUCCGAGGACGAUUCGAACGUCAGCGAAUCAAUGAUAAUGAUGAGUCUUUUUACUCAGCUAGCUAGAACAAAAGGCUGGUCAAACGGACGAGAUAUGCAGACACUUGCCGGCGUGGUGACAGAGUAUGUGUAUGGAAAUUUGAAUGGCUUUGGACAGGGGCAAGGGGGAGGGCUGUACAUCACAAGGAAGGAUUUGAUCAGAUUGAUGAGGGACAUGCUUCAGCAACGAAUGAAAGGGGGGCUAAACGAAUUAGAACUAAAAGAAGUAGACUAAACUAAUAUGUGAACAAAACUGGGAAGG
Molecule: messenger RNA, 2130 nt
Organism: Trichoderma virens Gv29-8
Lineage: Eukaryota; Fungi; Ascomycota; Sordariomycetes; Hypocreales; Hypocreaceae
Exons: 1
Coding region: 1-2103 (700 amino acids)
Molecular function (GO): ATP hydrolysis activity; ATP binding
Source: RefSeq, a predicted model, not a curated record